This is a messenger RNA of Phaedon cochleariae (mustard beetle), 832 nucleotides long. NCBI's taxonomy places the organism in Eukaryota, Metazoa, Arthropoda, Insecta, Coleoptera, Chrysomelidae. The record is from the annotation of a GenBank genome assembly.
UUACGACAUUGAAAAAUCAAUCGUUGAACUCAUCCGAACCUGACUGAUCAUCAAAGUGUUCGAUAUCGUAUUUCCCCCCAUCAAGUAUGUCACAAACCAGGUGAGCAGACUUCUAUAAAUACGAAAAGUUGGAACAUCUCUACCAGCAUUUACGAAAAGAUUCUGCGAACGAUAAUAAUUAUUGUCCAAGAUGAAAUGCGUAAUUUUAUUGUGUGUUGUGAUAGCCUGUGCUUCCGUCAAUGCUAGACCGGAGAAUUCAAAGUACACCACCAAAUACGAUAACGUCGAUUUAGACGCCAUCAUCAAGAAUGACAGAUUGCUGAGGAACUAUGUCGACUGCCUUUUGGGGAAGAAGAAAUGUACCAAAGACGGAGAGGAACUCAAAGGUAUUCUUCCUGAUGCCCUGAAGAACAAGUGUGCCAAGUGCAGUGAUUUCCAGAAGGAGGGAGCCAAAAAAAUGGUACACCAUUUGAUCGAAGACCACAGAGCGUGGUGGGACGAACUUGAAGCAGUUUAUGAUCCUGAAGGUACUUACAGAAAGAACUAUGAAGCAGAUGCAAAGAAAGAAGGAAUAUCGCUCAAAUAAAGAAAAUACUAUUUAGUGGAGAGGCCAGAGAUCAAUAAUUAUUCAACAAGUCGUCACAUUUAAAAUUCAAUUCCUGAUUAUUUUUAUAAUAACAAAAAUAAUUACAGUGAUGAAACAUAACAAUGUCACGAAUAUUUGACUAGCGAAAAAAUACCUCAUCUUAUACCUGUUAUUGAUAUGUGACCACAAGGUCAGUGAUCUGUGAGUUGUAUCUCUUAUUGAAUAAAGGUAUGUAUUUAUUGAGUA